This is a messenger RNA of Jaculus jaculus (lesser Egyptian jerboa), 1482 nucleotides long. Its product is annotated as sperm motility kinase 4A-like. NCBI's taxonomy places the organism in Eukaryota, Metazoa, Chordata, Mammalia, Rodentia, Dipodidae. The transcript has a single exon. Gene Ontology annotation, biological process: intracellular signal transduction; microtubule cytoskeleton organization; protein phosphorylation. Gene Ontology annotation, molecular function: tau-protein kinase activity; protein serine/threonine kinase activity; ATP binding. The record is from RefSeq and is a predicted model, not a curated record. The coding region runs from base 1 to 1482 and encodes 493 amino acids. Gene Ontology annotation, cellular component: cytoplasm.
AUGUCGUGGUGUGAUGAGACCCUGCAGUCUCAGUACGAGAUCUUCGAUCUCAUAGGCGAGGGCUCCUACUGCAGAGUCCUAAGAGCUCGCCACCGCCUCACAGGAGUCCCUGUCGCCAUCAAGGUAUUCGACAAGCAAGACCAGAGAUUUCUCAAGAGUGCGGAGGAGGUGGAAAUUCUUCAGACGAUAGCCCACCCAAACAUCGUGUCCCUGUUCCAAAUUUUCGAAACUCACAAGAACAUCUACCUGGUCCUUGAACUGUGCCACACAGAGCUUCUGCAGCACAUCUCCAGGAAGGGCUGCCUGCACGAGGAAGAGGCCCGCAGGAUCUUCCGGCAGGUGCUGGACGGUAUCAGGUACUGCCACAGCCAGGGCGUGGCACACCUGGACCUCAAACCGGACAACGUCAUGCUGGACGGCAGGGGCAACGCGGUCAUCAUCGACUUCGGCCUGGCCACCAGGUUCUCGCCGGGACAAAAGCUGACCAAGCACUGUGGGGCUAUUAUGUACAUGUCGCCAGAAGUCGUGCGCUGCCAGCCAUACGAUGGCCCCAAAAAGGACAUGUGGUCUCUGGGGGUCAUUCUCUACCUGAUGGUCACCGGGAACCGCCCUUUCAAAUACAGAAGCUUUUGGCAACUCAGGCGGAACAUUGUUACUGGCAAUUACACAAUACCCGGAGACCUAGCUCCACACUUAAGGUCACUCAUCAGACAAUUAUUAAGCAUCAACCCGAACCAGAGGCCCACGGCGAUGGAAGCUAUGAACCAUCCUUGGCUUCAGCAAGGCCAAGGGGAGGCCGGGGAGGCCGGGGAGCCCGAGCCGCUGCCCCGAGAGCUGGACACUGACAUUCUCUCGGUGAUGGACUUCAUGCACUUCGAUGUGGGCAAAACCAUCUGGUCCAUUCGGGAAAGAAAGUUUAACCAUCUGCUGGCCACGUAUCGCCUGCUUCAGUACAUGGCCAAGAGCGGCCCGGGGGCCAUGGCCAAGGACAAGCCAGAAGGCGCGGGGAGGAAGCCUUGCCCCUCGCUGGCCGACCCUCUGCUGCCUAGAAGGAGGCACUCGGCGCCCGCUCUGUGGCUCUUGUCUGCACCACUGCCAUCGUGGGAGCUGCCCAGGCACCAGACCUUCUGCAAUGCCAGUGUCCCCGACCUGCACCCGUCCAGUCUGCAUGAGAGGACCUCGGGGAGGUCCCGCCCUGCGCGUCCCGGCCUCCCCAGCGCCCCAGGCUCCCUGCACCCCAGCCCCGGCCCGCAGCGCCCCGGUGAGGCAGGGCCUUCAAGCAAGGACACGCCUGCAUGGCCCCAGGAGAGCCCCGCAGAGGACGAGCCCACCUCCUGCUUCCCGGGCCUGCGAAGGUGCUGGAGGGCCUGCCGGGCAAGGGUCCAGCGCUGCCUGCGGAGGCUGUGGCCCCGCAGGCCUUCCCAGAGCGCCGGCCGGCGCACGAGCCGCGUGCUGCCCUGGGCCAGCCCCGGACCGCCGUGA